This is a messenger RNA of Thunnus maccoyii (southern bluefin tuna), 7875 nucleotides long. RefSeq names its product endoplasmic reticulum metallopeptidase 1. The record is from RefSeq and is a predicted model, not a curated record. Gene Ontology annotation, molecular function: metalloexopeptidase activity. The transcript is spliced from 15 exons. Gene Ontology annotation, biological process: proteolysis. Bases 72 to 2738 code for a protein of 888 amino acids. NCBI's taxonomy places the organism in Eukaryota, Metazoa, Chordata, Actinopteri, Scombriformes, Scombridae.
AAAAAAAAAAAAAAGCGACGCCUGAGAGCGACGCUUGCGGAGGUUGCAGCUGAUGUACCGCUGGCUCGAAAAUGGAGAGCGACACCACUGUCAGGAGAAUAAAACAAUUCGGGACACAGAAUUGUGUAGCGGAAGAUAACGACGGCUCCCGGGACCUGUGCGGGAAUAACGGCUACAGCAGUGACGCGAAGAGGAAGCCCGAAGUGAGCCUGUACUUGCUGCGGGAAGGGCUCGCUGCUUCCCUGGUGUCUGUGUUUAUUUUGGUGCUGUGGGGACUCGUUCAUUUGUCGUUACAGCAGCUCGUCAUUGGAAAGCCGACCGGCGAGUUCAACGCAGUGAGAGCCAGACGACACUUAGAGCAGAUCACCAGCGUCGGCCCUCGGCCAGUGGGCAGCCAGGAGAAUGAAGUACUGACAGUGGGCUACUUGUUGGAGCAGAUUGAGAACAUCCGGGUUGAGACCGCAGCGGGCGCCCAUCAGCUCACAGUGGACGUGCAGCGACCCACUGGCACUUUCUCUAUUGACUUUCUUGGAGGCUUCACCAGCUUCUAUGACCGUGUCACUAACAUCGCUGUCAGGCUGGAGCCCAAGGGCGGGGCGCAGCAUCUCAUGCUGGCCAACUGCCACUUUGACACAGUGGCCAACAGUCCAGGUGCCAGUGAUGAUGCAGUGAGCUGUGCAGUAAUGCUGGAAGUCCUCCAUUCUCUGGCCAACCAGUCUACUCCUCUUCACCAUGGUGUUAUCUUCCUCUUUAAUGGAGCUGAGGAAAAUAUCCUGCAGGCCAGUCAUGGUUUUAUUACUCAGCAUCCAUGGGCCAAACAGGUGAGAGCCUUCAUUAACUUGGAGGCUGCAGGUGUUGGCGGCAAGGAGGUUGUUUUCCAGACAGGUCCAGAGAACCCAUGGCUAGUUCAGGCUUACGUUCAUGCAGCAAAACACCCCUUUGCCUCUGUGGUCGGCCAGGAGGUCUUUCAGAGCGGCAUCAUUCCGUCUGACACCGACUUCCGCAUUUACAGGGACUUUGGUAACAUCCCAGGCAUUGAUCUGGCUUUCAUUGAGAACGGUUUCAUCUACCACACCAAGUAUGACACUGCCGACAGAAUCCUGACAGACUCGAUACAGAGAGCCGGCGACAACAUCCUGGCGGUCCUGAAGUACCUGGUAAUGUCAGAGAAGUUGGCCGAUUCCUCAGAGUACCGUCAUGGCAACAUGGUAUUUUUUGACCUGUUAGGGGUAGUCGUGGUGGCUUACCCAGCGCGCGUUGGCACGAUCCUCAACUACAUGGUGGCUACAGCAACCUUCCUCUAUUUGGCCAAGAAAGCCUCACUGCCUGGCAAUGGGGGUGGUCGCUAUGUGCGAGACUUGGCCUGUGCCACAGGUGUAGCAGUGCUGAGCUGGUUCAUCACCCUGCUGUCGGUGCUGAUCGUAGCUCUGCUCGUCACUCUGCUUGGCCGCUCCAUGUUUUGGUACAACCACUUUUACGCCUCCAUCUGCCUGUACGGAGCUGCCUCCACUGGAAAGAUGAUCCUCGUACAUACACUGGCCAAGAACCUUUACUACGGGGGUGUCCGUCUGGUGGAGCUUGGUGAUCUCUACUUUGACGUGAGCUUGCUGCUGUGGUGCUGCAGCCUGGUGUGGUUGACCCAACGGGGCCUGUGUUCAGCCUACGUACCCAUGCUAAUGGUGGCCUUCCCCCUGGCCACCAGACUGCUGCUAGCCAAGGAAUUUAAACACAGAGGAGCGUCAGUGAAGUACAGUAUGCUCUAUCUGUUGGGUCUGGCGUUGCCAUAUAUCCACUUCAUGUUCCUCAUCUGGGUGGUAUUUGAGAUUUUCACACCCAUCAUGGGGCGCAGCGGCACAGAGAUACCCCCAGAGGUGGUCCUGGCCUCCCUCGUCACCCUGGCAACCAUUUUCCUCUCCUCUUUUUUCCUUCAUUUCAUCUAUUUGGUACGGAGCACUAAGUGGAUCCUGGCGGGUCUGGGCUCAGUUUUCAUCAUCAUGUUCCUGUUGGUGUCCUGCAGCUUCUUCUUUCCUUAUUCAGGCAAUCCAGACAGCCCACGGCCAAAACGAGUCUUCCUGCAGCAUACGACACGGACCUUCCACAAUCUGCAGGGCCAGGUGGAGAAUCGAGACUCGGGUCUUUGGAUCAACAGUUUUGACUACACAGCCAUACAGCACAUCACACCCCACAUCCCCGAGAUCAACGACAGUGUUCGCACCAGCUGCCGUGAGGACAGACCCUUCUGCGGUUACCCCUGGUUCCUGCCAGUGAAGUUCCUCAGCAAGAAGAACUGGUACCUUCCUGCUCCAGAAGUGUCUCCCAGCUCUCCAGUGGAGUUCAGCCUGCUGUCCAAAGAGGAGACCAGCUGGGGAACAAUCAAAAUGACGUUUAAUGUCAAAGGCCCUAGCCACAUGUCCCUGUACCUGAUGCCUCACCGAGGAGCCAGCCUCUCCACCUGGUCCUUCGGUGACGGGACGCCCCAGUUUGACCUGAGUGGAGAAUAUUUUGUUUUCUAUUCCCACGGCCUCGAUGCCCCAACGUGGACCUUCUGGUUUGAAAUACAGCCUCCCAGAGACCCGGACCCAUCAGGCCCUGAGGGAAUAAUCUCGGUCGCCAUCUCCUCUCACUAUUUCUUCGGGGAAGACCAGAGGACUGCUCAGCUGGAGGAGAUCCUCCGCAGGUUCCCCACGUGGGCUUUUCCUUCGUCUUGGGUCAGUACGUACGACAUGUACCGAUACUGAGGUCAGCACACACCGCAGAGGCUGACGCUGAGGAGAGCCGAGGGCCGCAAGGGGGCCCCCCCCCCCCCCAAGACAGACAGACAGACAGACAGAAGAGAUUUCAAGGGACAAUACCGAGAACCGGCCCUGCUGCCUUUUCACUCUGACACAAAUACGCACAACAACACACACUCACACACGCUGCCUCCCAGCCUGCCUGAGAGACCCCCAUCACUGUGUCAGUAGGCUUAGUACUGUAGCUAACCAAGCAGGAAGACACGUUGAGGCAUACCGGAGUUAAGCUGACCAGCUUACAGACUGACUAACUCACCGACCGACGCACCGGCCACUACAAGCCUCGUGCUCACUCCUGGGUUACAGAAACAAAGGGGUUAAUUUUCUUCUUUUUUUUUGUACUCAAUCUUUCGUGCCUUUGCUUUACUCACUCCCAUCUCACUCCCCCUCCCCGCUUUCUCUCUCUCUCUCUCUCUCGCUGACUUCCUCCCCCGUCGUUCUUCCUCUCUCAUGCUAACACUUUUCCUGAAUGAAUAACGUCGCAUGACUACCUCUCCCUGCUCUCUCUUUCAUCAGCAAACCACUCGGGCCGUUCUCAAACUAGAUGUUUCUCCGGCUUCCUCUGCAAAAAUAACACCACCACUAUCUGCACUGUAGUUGUAGUGGAAUACCGACGGAUCUGCUCGGGAGGGGAAACAAAGAAUGGCUUUUGUUUGACCCCUCUUCUGACUUUAACUGGAAACUUUGACACUUUGAAAGUCACCUUUUUUUUGUCAACACCACUUGUUGUAUUAUGAGCAGAUAGUUUUUGUACUAGCUAAUCAGUUAACUGUGAAGUUGCUCAUCAUGAUUCCUCACUAAGACCAUUGAUUUGCAGCACAUAUGCACACAUGCUCCUGUGUUUCGUUGAGGAAUGCCAACAAUCUGCUGUGAUGGUCAGUGAUGCAAAUGCAGAAAACUGUGCCUGUAAAAUUGAAAAAAGCUGGCUAAAAUCAAAAUGUCAAGGUGUCCGUUUUAAAAGGAAUAAUCUUCCUGAAGAUAGUAAGAUUUUGCUCAAAGGGCAAUAAGGUCUUUUCUUAAGGCGUUCGUCCUGACGUAUUCGGGCAAACCCGAUGUGUUUCUUUCAAAGCUUGACAACACCAGAACUGGGAAACAAAAGACUUGUGGCACUCGAAACGUCCUGCGAUUUAAAACGAUUCCCCGAGCCUUGAGGGUGAACGGGCGGGAAACCAGCAAUGCAAAUCCACACUCAUUCACAAGCGUCAGUGUCCAACACUUUAACGAGAAGCAGAGCGAGCUGACGAUUAUCUACGUUCACUGUUACUGUAAUAGCGUUUGGAUCUGUGCUGUGAGCUGUCUCCAGCAGCACCAAGGAAUAUCUUUUUUUUUUUUUUUUUUUUUUUUUUUUUUGGUAAUGAAUGAAAAUGAUCCGGUUCACAUGACUCUACAUGUUGGCUGCAGAUGGAGAGAAGUUAAUCAGACUUUGAUGCGUUUAGAAUCAAUUGAAUCGAACCACUAAAACAAAACAGGAAAUAGCAUGUGUGUAGCUACGUGUGAAAUUUAUCCUGAUCAAUUAGCAAAAUAGAUUUUUUAAAAUUCAAUUUAUAUAUAUAAAAAAACAGCUAAUGUCAUUAAAUACCCUUUUAUGGGUCCAUAAUUACCAAGAAGCAUGUAAGAAAUAUGUAAUUUUAUACUAAUUAUAUGGAAAAUACAUUGUUUUUAAUUGGUUUACUUCCAUUUAAUUCCAACUGAUAUUAGUUACAUUAUUCUACAGGCAAGCCAUGUAACACAUAUGGAGAAAAAGGUUUCUAAUAAUCAAUGGAUUAAUAUUUUCAUGGGUUUAAAUUGAGCUUAAAUUCCUAUUUUCCUGAUAAUUAGCACCACAUUACAUAGUCCUCUUCAGGAUGUUAUUAAGUUGCUGAGCCAUAGCAUAAUAUGCUGCCAUUUACAUGCAGAUAGUUUUAGGAUAAGAUCUGAAACGCUGCUGUAGAGAAGAAUGAGAAAGCGAUGCUACAGAUAACAAGGAGAAUCCAAGCUAAUGUGUCGCUGCACUUUGCUUAAGUUCUGACUUCACUUCUCUCUUCUCUUCAGUUGUCCUGAACUACAUACAUUAUAUCUAAAGAAUGUAAAACUAGGAGUCGAUGCUGCUGAGGACAGCUUAUAGUCUUAGCUGUCGUCCACUAAUUUUUUCUGGUGCAUGUUGCUAAUAUCUCACUCAUCUCAUGUGAAGCUGCUGCAGAGCUCAAGUAUCGCAGCCCACAGUCCAGUUAGUCUGACCUGUUUCUACACGUGUCCGCUUCACAUAAAUGGACCCCAUUGUUACAGUCAGUGUCACCACUACCUCUAUAAUGAUCAAACUUAGAGAUAACCGUUAUUAAUGAUCUUGCAAAGACUGGUUUAAAUGUUAUAGUUGGAAAGAUUUAGAUAAUAUAUAUGAGGUUGAAGAGCGAGAGAGAUUACUUUUGAUGGUCUAUAAAGCAUGUUUGUUUGAGGGCUACCUCUCUUAUAGUUAAAGAGGUCUGCUUCUGUAGUGUUUGAUAGAUGAAUCGCAUCGCUGUGCAUCCAAAAAAAAAAAACAUCUGGAUGACCGUCCCCUCCCUACCUUCAGUCCCCACACACUGAUGAAUUCCAUUAAAACACAAAAAACAAUGUCACACAGUUGCUUGCUGGCAUUUUGACCCCUUUAUAUGAUCAAAGGUGGGAUCAGGUUGUAAAAAGUUGGGAUUUUUUUUUUUUGCACUUGGGAAAUCAACUGAGCAAAAAUGAUUGUCUCUUGUUCAUUUUGUGUUACACCCGGCGACGCGUCCCCCCUGUGAUCCAUGUCGUCUGCUUCAGUCACACAAAAACGAGAAACGCCGACCUGAAGGAGGCCUUAAAGUUUCGCUUCCAAAGAGACACACAAAAUGUUUACUGUGUAACGCGGACACAAACAUCUCAGUGGUCUUAACGCUACCAAGUGCCGCAACUGUGCAGACUUUGUAUGUACAGUCAGUCGUCGUCUGUCGGAAAUCACAGCCUUCAGUAGCACUCAGCAAUUUGAAAACAGAUUGUCCUUCUAUGCUCUUUUCUUUUUAUGCAUGAUGUGUCACACGGGAAAUCACAGCGGAUUUAAAAUCAAGUUGGUGGGUUGUAGCCAAAAGAUGAUUUGAGAUGAGUUGAAGAAAACAAUAUUUCAACCAUAAAAGUUCCUCUCGGCGGCCAACAUGGACGAGAAGUCUGUAAAGAGUUAAGAAAAAAUGGAAGUUUGAACCGUCCAUCUACUGAGGAAGAUCGUGUGAUUCGAUCAAAAGCUCCAGAGUGAGAUUGUUUUGUCAAAAGUCAGCUGACUGCAGUAUAAAGACAUGUCUGGAUUCAAAGAGCAAAAAACUAAGUAUACAAGACAUCUGCUGUUAUAAACAUAACCUAUAUUAUUAUAAGAGUAAAGAAAUUAAAGUCUAUUGGUUGGCGUCUACAAUUUGAUUUGUGUAUCUUACGACUAUGAACAGAGACUCUCAUCCCUGAUGGAAAAAUACUCAGCAGUAGUUGGCAGUAAUGUAAAUUGGUUAAAACAUCAGUACGGUCCUUUUUAAUAUAUAUUCAGUAAACUCCUGCCUCUGUAAGUCUGUGCUGCUCCACAGCUGUUAGUGAUGGAGUCAACGUGAACGGCAGCAGAUACAGAAACACUAUUAGAUCGCCUCGCCGGUUCUCCUCCGAGGUUUCAACUGGCAUUUUUAUUGUGUUUUGUAGUCCAUCAGUAGAAGGUAAUGGUUAAUUAAUUAACAGGGUUGUCGAUGGAGCAGGAACUGAUGUGUUGUUUCUCUUCAGGCUGAAUCAGACAUGAACCUCAUGGUUUUAACCUUGUCUGGAAAGGAAAAUCAGUCUUUCCUUUUUACUGAAGAAAAGUGAUCAGAGCAUCUGAAAUGUUUGUUUUGUCCUGGAAGUACCUGAAAAGAAGAAACUGACAUCACAGUUAAGUCAUGUGUGUCUGACUUUGACAGAAGAUAGAUCUGAAUCUGUUUUAUUGAAAGAGCUUCAGUUGAUAUUCAGAGCGUCUAUGGGAGAAAAAGCUUUAUUAACAAAUGUAAAUUAAUAUUUUUCUAAUAAUCUGUUGUAAAGUUGAAUUGUCUUUGAUUUUUGUUGGAAACUGAUGGAAAACAAAGAAAUGGAAAAAAAAGAGUUUUGUGUAGUAAACUUUAAAAAAAUGUCUUCAGCUUGUUCAUAUGUGGUAGAUAUUAUAGGAUUUUUUGUUUAUAGUUAUAACAUUAAGUGAGAUGAUAGUCGAUGAAUAACAAAAGGUGUGUUUGUUUUUGAUAAAAGCAUAGGAGGGAGUGCUGUAAAUGUGGGACGGAGCGGGGAGAUGUAUGAUGCAAAGCUGUGAAAUGGCUCAUCCUACACGGUUGGUGCUCCCACUGUGUUUUCACCGAGCGCUGCUACAGAGCUUAACGUAGAAGAAAAAAAAACAAACUCCUUUUUAGGAUACAGUGAGUUUAAGUUGUGACAGAAUCUAACGUAUUAAUGUAAAUCCGUUUAGACCGAGAAGCCGACCAAGCACUGCUGUGUUUUUCUCGUUGUUCGGUGUAAACUCACACUCGGACGCAGCUUCGUCUUCAUCACAGUUAACACUCAGUCAAGGAACAAAAAUAAAAUCUUAAAGAUUUUAAGCGUCCACACACAAAUAUCCAUAUCAGCUUGAGAAAUAAACUGUAACAGAAAUAUAUUCUGGGAUACACGUUGAAAUGUCUUAAUGCUUGUUGUUGAUGGAUGUCUUUUUUUUUUUUUUAAUGUCAUACUGUAUUUGUUUCGUUAGUGACCUGAACUGUGUGUUUGUCAGACAUCUUCACCCAUGCCUCUUUUCAUAACUGUUAUUUCAAUUUUUGUUCUAAAAGUUAAAUUAAGAUGUGUUUUUAAACAAGACUGAUCAUUUUGUCCUUUUUUUGUGAUUGAUUUGACACUUUGAACUGCUGUUUUGCUUCUUUUUUUAAAAAAAAAAACAACAACUGCAUAUUUGUCUUUUAGUUGGGAUUAAAUGAUUGAUACUUGGGAUUAUUGGGAUUGAUCUGGUUAACAGGGUAUCCAUUUAUUGAAUGGACGGGAUGAUUUUUACAUUAUGCAAAAAGCUUGAAUUAAACUAGCACUUACAACAAUUAAAAAAAUGCUUAUUAUG